CGGCUGACUCGCGCGCCUUGCAUCCCCCACUCCAAUCAGAGUGGGAAAAUUGCGGAGAAUCCGGCCCUCUAUGCGGGGAUGCGUCUCUUACUCUUCCAUCUCUCAUGCUUCCAUCCUUCUCAUUUUGAUAUGCUUUGGAUUUCAACUUCGCCUUGUUGACAACAUUAUCGGCUGCAUUUCAUUUCAAGUCCGCCAAGUAACCCCCCAUUCUUCCCCACUUGAGAGUCCCCACCACCCGCUUCUCUACCAUCGGAUGGAAGAAUCAGUCUGACUUCUGACAAAUGGAGUCGCUGUGUUUGGUCAUGGCGACCGAUACCUAGCCAUUCCCCAGGUUCCGAUCGGAUCUGGAGCUGUUUGCUGUGGGCAAUCCACUAGCCAUGCGACGAGACUGAAGCUGUUC
Messenger RNA from Aspergillus eucalypticola CBS 122712, 400 nucleotides. RefSeq lists its product as uncharacterized. Bases 71 to 271 code for a protein of 66 amino acids. NCBI's taxonomy places the organism in Eukaryota, Fungi, Ascomycota, Eurotiomycetes, Eurotiales, Aspergillaceae. The record is from RefSeq and is a predicted model, not a curated record. The transcript has a single exon.